AUGUCUCCGCUGCAGCUGCCGCAGCUGUCAGGAGUUUCGUCAGGGAAAUCUAAUCGAACGCCGCCUCAAGAGGACGCCGAAAACAAGGAAGCAAUUGCGACCGUCGGUCGUCCUGACGAGCCGUCGCAUUCCGAUCUGCUCACGAAGCGAAAGCGAGUCAACCCCCAGCCCGACACCGCUACCUGCGCGCAAACUAGUAACUACCACAGCACGCCGCCGUCCUUUCGUUAUGACGAACCCAGAUGCAUUAGCGGAUCUGCCCUUAGUGAAGCGCCAAAGUGUUUCAAUGAACCGUCUGACGCGCCGACUGACGCUAACGUGCUGACCAGCCGCGGACAACCGAGUUCUACCAGCAGCAAUGUCGCAGACUCCACCUCUUAUCUACCUGCGCAUCAGGAAAACGCUGGAGUGCUGGCGCCCACAAAAACGUGUCUGGCUGCAGAAGGAGAAGACCUUUCAAAAGCUUUUGCUCGUCCCGGCUUAUCGAAGGGCGGAAGCGACAUGGCUCCCGCGUCCUGCUGCGGAGAGGAAAUAACAGGCGCAAGCAGAGCCGCGGAAGCGGCACGAAUGGCUGCGGAGGUCGCAGCGGGAAUGGCGGCAGGAGAAGCAGCAGGAACGCCCGACGCGGUUGGCGCGUCCACCCCGCCGCGUGAGGCCAACCCGUCCAGUCCGCCGUAUGCGAUCCGCGCGAGCCUCUCCGCGCCCCCGCGCGUAACGAGCAAGAAGCCGCCCGACAGCAUGCCACUGCUGCGCCUACCGCCGGGCCUGUCGCCGUCCGCUUGGCCGCAAGGCGCUGCGGCGAAACGGCAGCUUGGGCGAGAUGACACGAGGCGAGAUGACAAGGGAGAUGACACGCGGCGAGAUGACACGGGAGGUGACGCGAGGCUGGAUUUGAGUGUGCAGGGACUGAGUUUUCAACAGGGAGGGGGAUCGGACGGCUCAGAUGGUCCAUGCUGGAAGAAGCGCGCUGUCGGGGGUGUUUCGCCAGGCGUACCCGCUGUAGCAUUGUCACGGGAAAUGUCGUCCUCAGGUGCACCGUUCUCAGGUGCACCGUCCUCAGGUGCACCGCCCUCGGAUGCACCGUCCUCGGUUGGCGCAAGUCCGCGCAACCCUCCGCACCAGGGGGGACCGCAAGAGCCUUCCAAUUCCCCACACUACCGCGGGGUGCGGUUGCGCCCAUGGGGGAAAUGGGCGGCGGAGAUCCGCGAUACCGCCAACAGCGCGCGCCUGUGGCUGGGCACGUUUCCCACGGCGGAAACGGCGGCGCUGGCGUAUGACGUGGCAGCCAUGGCGAUUCGGGGAAACAAUGCGAAGCUUAACAUGGAGCAGCACCGAGAGUUGGCGAGUGAAGUUCGCGAUCUGGGGAAGCAGCCAGGGUUGAACGGCGAGAGUCGAGCUGAGAACGACGAGGCACUGAGUGGACGUCUGAAAGAGGGAGGCGGAAACGAGAAGGCGGCGGGUCUGGAAGGCGCGAGAGUUGCGCCUGUGGCUGCGGCAGGCGAAAUAGGCGGAACCAGCUCCGCGCAGGGAAAAGAGCAGAUCAUGGAACCGGGAAACGGGCAGGAAAACGGGCAGGCGAACGGGCAGGAGAACGGGCAGGCAAACGGGCAACUCCCAAUGCUGCGACAGGCCCCGCCACAGACGCCGCUUCUCCACGUGGUCAUGGGGAAGGUGGUUACCACUAUGGUGGAUAAGUAUGGCGGGGGGAUGGGGAAUUGGGCCAGGGCCGCUUGCGCUGAUCGGGGCGCGCUGGGGAGCGGGGGAAGCGGGGGAGGCGGAGGAAGCAGCGGGGGAGGUGGGGUAAGUGGAGCUCUUGAGGGUAUCGGGGCAAAGGGGGGAGUUGGGGGAGUUGGGGCGAAUGGGGGAAAUUGGAGGAACGGGGAGACAAAAAUGGGUGCAUUGGGAGGGGGUGCUGUGGGUGCAGAUAAAGGAGGGGUUGGAAAGAACGCGGGGGAGCAGGUGGACAGGAAAGAGUUGGCUGCAUCCCCCUUACAAGCUCUCUCGAUAAACCAGGGAGUCUCGCCCAUGCAAUGCCAGGCCGGUUUCAUAGGAAGCAACGCGUCCCCUGUACAACCCCGUGUGAAGGUCGAGCACGUUCCUGCUUUUACCGAGAACGGUGAGGGGCGGUUGGAUGGGGUGGGAGCUUCUAUGCUUGAGGCGCCUCAUGGUUUGGCUUACAUCCAGCAAGUUGGGGUGCAGCACGGUGGGGUGCAGCAUGGUGGGGUACAGCAGGGAUUGGUGCAGCAUGGUGCGGUGCAGCAAGGUGCAGUGCAGCAAGGUGCGGUGCAGCAAGGCGCGGUGCAGCAAGGUGGGAUGCAGCAAGGUGGGGUGCAGCAAGGUGGAGUUCAGCAAGCAAGGUGGGGUGCAGCAAGGUGGGGUGCAGCACAGUGGGCUGGAGCAUGGUGGGGUACUAGGUGUGGUGCCGCACAGUGGGGUGCAGCAGGGUGCGGUGCAGCACAGUGGGGUGGAGCAAGGUGGGGUGCAGCAUAG
This is a messenger RNA of Closterium sp. Yama58-4, 2490 nucleotides long. The record is from the annotation of a GenBank genome assembly. NCBI's taxonomy places the organism in Eukaryota, Viridiplantae, Streptophyta, Zygnematophyceae, Desmidiales, Closteriaceae.